AUGGAUCCACAACAAGCCAAGAAAGCUCCGUCGCAUCUUGACUUGACUAGAGCGGGUUACCAAGGGAAUGAUGUGGAACAAUUGACCAGCUCGACGAUAUGCCCAACCCAGUUUGACGUACCAUACGAUGCGGCAGCAACGAAGAAGCUUGUUCGGAAAAUGGAUCUUCAUCUGAUACCAUUCCUUGCCCUUAUAUACUUGUAAGAUAAUUUUGACAUGUCUUUCUAGCUUGAAACCUCACAAUCUCUGUUAGGCUUUGCUUCCUCGACCGUACGAAUGUUGGAAAUGCGAAACUGGCAAAAAUGGAAGAAGACCUCAAGAUGAGCGGCCUGAAAUACAACCACGCGCUUGCUAUACUUUUCCCUUUCUACGUUCUGGCCGAAAUCCCUAGCAACAUCAUACUCAAGAGAUUCCGACCAAGUACAUGGUUCACGAUUAUUAUGGUCACAUGGUCUGCCAUAAUGAUAUCCAUGGGUUUUGUUAGAAAAUAUAGCGAGCUCUUAAUAUGCAGGUCAUUGCUUGGUUUUGCGGAAGGGGGUUUAUAUCCUGGCGUCACGUAUCUCAUCACCAUCUGGUAUAAGAGACAUGAAUGUGGAUUUCGAAUGGCUCUAUUUUUCUCGGCAGCUACUGCGGCAGGUGCAUUUGGAGGACUCCUAGCACGUGGGAUAUCUUCAAUGGAGGGUAUUGGCGGUUACAACGGCUGGCGAUGGAUUUUCAUCCUUGAAGGACUUCUUUCGUUAUGCGUGGCGAGCAGUGCUUAUUGGUUCAUUCAUGAUUCACCUGCGACGUAAGUGUUGGUCUCUGCGUUUUUCACUACCUAUCUAAUGUUUCUCAGUGCCCGGUUUCUCUCGCCCGUAGAGAAAGCUGAAGUCGAGAGAAGACUGAAGAGUGACUGCAGUUCGCUUUCUGAAGAAUUUGACAAGAAAUACAUUUACCAGGCAUUUAAAGACUGGAAGAUAUGGGUUAAUUGCGUGCUAACAGUCGGCAUCUUUACCCCGCUCUACUCAAUUUCUUUAUUUAUGCCAACAAUCAUUAAAAAUCUGGGGUACUCGAACAACACAGCUCAACUCAUGACAGUCCCGCCGUAUGUCACAGCCUGUUUCUGCACCUUGGUUGGCAACUGGUGCGCUGACAAGGCGGGCCAACGAGGAAUAUUCUUGAUCGGCUUUCAACUGACGGCUAUUACUGGAUUGUCCUUGUUACUUGCCACGGACGUUCCGCAUAUCCAGUAUGCAGGGACUUUCUUAGCAACUUCUGGUAAAAGAAUUCCCCUUGUAAAUUUCCCCUCGAGUUUCAGCCGCUAACAAACUGAAGGCAUCUUUUCUCUAGUUCCGUUAAUCGGAGCUUGGACUGCCAACAACAUAGGCGGGACUUUGAAACGAGCUGUUGGUAUCGCCAUGCAAAUCGGAUUUGGUAAUCUUGGUGGUGUGAUCUCUGCAUACGUCUAUCAAAAUCGCGAUGCCCCCAGGUAUGCAUAUUUUCCUUCGCUUUUCUCAACGUAUACCAACCAUACUGAUGAAUUCAGGUUCAUCCGGGGCCACGCUAUCCUUCUGGGUCUCGUCACCAUGUCCCUCUUCUUGACCGCUUUCAUGACCAGCUACCUCCGCUACGAGAACAGUCGUCGAGAUGCACUUCUCGAAGAACAGUGUUCUUCGACAGAGGAUUUCACGAUAACCAUGAAGCAGGAAGAGAGGGAGAAGGGGGAUGACGCUAUCUUUUACAGAUACACUGUUUAAUUUCUUUUUCAAUCAUUACUCUUAUUCGUUCUAUUUUAUUCGAGGUUUGCUAUGAUACUCAUGUGCGAAUAGAGGAUUUCUUCGGGGGCCUUUCAGGAAAUGGAGGCGGGCAACUUUUGUUCGUGUGGUAUUUUAUUUGCUUACUUGCUUAUUUAUUACAUGCUACCACUUUUGCUGGCUUUUCUUUUGUAUUGAUAGAUGGGUUGGGGAUGGGGUGUGGGAUCCCUCGUUUUUUCGUGGCUGCUGGGGUUGCUUUUUGUAUUGAUAGAUGGAUACGUUCGUUUUAGAAUACAC
Hymenoscyphus albidus is the source of this 2030-nucleotide messenger RNA. The record is from the annotation of a GenBank genome assembly. Lineage: Eukaryota; Fungi; Ascomycota; Leotiomycetes; Helotiales; Helotiaceae.